Metarhizium robertsii ARSEF 23 is the source of this 600-nucleotide messenger RNA. Its product is annotated as Ribonuclease III. The record is from RefSeq and is a predicted model, not a curated record. NCBI's taxonomy places the organism in Eukaryota, Fungi, Ascomycota, Sordariomycetes, Hypocreales, Clavicipitaceae. The transcript has 3 exons. Bases 1 to 600 code for a protein of 199 amino acids.
AUGAAGCUGCCAAUGAUACUCGUGGCCUUUGGCCCUGCCCUCAUCCUAGGUUUUCUAGUUUCCUUCACUCAGGCGUUUGACAAUCCUUUUGAAUACGGAACCCGUCCUGAACCUGGUCAUCUCUCUGGUGUUGGCCCUCGCGAUUCACCUCCGGAUUAUGGGCCACCGAGCUAUGGUUACGGAUAUCCGCCUCCAUACCAGUACGAGACUUCAACUUCGACCGCAACUUUGAUCAUCAGCUCGGGUUCUUCUACUUUUUUGACUUCGGCGACUACCAUCAGCCCAGAAGCUCUGACCGUCACCGACCAGCCUCCAUCGACAAGUGACAAAUACACCACAUUGACCUACGCUUCAACUGUAACCAGGUCGGCAGGCACCAAGUCUGGACUCCUGGGUGAGAAGCUCGGCGUUGGGAGUGACAGGGGCUUCGACUUCUUCCAGUUCCACAGAAUGGGAGCAUUCGUCUUCUACCGAGGACGGAGCAACCAACUCCGAAUCCGUGACCAGCCCAAGUUCCCUUUCGAGUCACACAUCUGCUGUCACAGCUACGUUGACAUCAGACACGGCCAUAAAGACCAAUACCUUGAUCUCGAACGCUGA